This is a messenger RNA of Copidosoma floridanum, 1621 nucleotides long. Its product is annotated as muscle LIM protein Mlp84B. NCBI's taxonomy places the organism in Eukaryota, Metazoa, Arthropoda, Insecta, Hymenoptera, Encyrtidae. The record is from RefSeq and is a predicted model, not a curated record. Gene Ontology annotation, biological process: muscle tissue development; sarcomere organization. Gene Ontology annotation, molecular function: actinin binding; structural constituent of muscle. Gene Ontology annotation, cellular component: Z disc; nucleus; cytoplasm.
GCGGAGAGGCGUACGGUAUAACUCGAUACGCGGAAAACGAGCAAUUAACGCAUAAGACACACACAAAAUGCCUUACAAACCAGUCGAACAAGCCAAGUGCCCGAAAUGCAACAAAUCGGUGUACGCUGCCGAGGAGCGCGUAGCCGGUGGACUCAAGUGGCACAAGAUGUGCUUCAAAUGCGGUCUUUGCCAAAAGCUGCUCGACUCGACAAACUGCAGCGAGCACGAGGGCGAGCUCUACUGCAGAGUCUGCCACGGGCGUAAAUUCGGGCCCAAGGGCUACGGCUUCGGAGGCGGCGCCGGCUGUCUCUCCAUGGAUCAGGGCGAGCAAUUCAAGGGCUCACAGGGCUACGAUCGAGUAUCCAAUGCGGUGCUGGAGCCGCGCGUCAUAGCCAAGGCACCGGAGGGCGAGGGAUGUCCACGCUGCGGUGGCUUCGUCUACAUGGCCGAGCAGAUGCUCGCCAGAGGAAGGGGAUGGCACAGGGAGUGUUUUAAGUGUGGCACCUGCCACAAGAGAUUAGACUCCCGCAACUGCUGCGAAGGUCCUGACAAGGAUAUCUAUUGCAAAGUGUGCUACGGAAAGAAGUUCGGUCCUAAGGGCUACGGCUACGGCCAAGGUGGUGGCGCCCUCCAGAGCGACUGCUACUACAACGGUGAAGCGGCACCAAAGACAACAGUGGUGGACACAGCCUCGAUAAUGGCACCCCCGGGCAAGGGUUGUCCCCGUUGCGGCGGGGUUGUCUUCGCCGCCGAGCAAGUACUGGCCAAGAGCCGCGAGUGGCACAGAAAGUGCUUCAAGUGUCACGAUUGCAACAAAACCCUCGACUCGAUAAUCGCCUGCGACGGCCCCGACAAGGACAUAUACUGCAAGACCUGCUACGGCAAACGCUGGGGACCCCAUGGCUAUGGCUUCGCCUGCGGCUCUGGAUUCCUACAGACCGACGGACUCACCGAGGACCAGAUAUCGGCGAGCCGUCCGUUCUACAACCCGGACACAACAGCGAUCAAAGCACCAGCAGGUCAGGGCUGUCCACGUUGCGGUGGCAUGGUCUUUAUGGCCGAGCAACAGCUCGCCAAAGGCACGAUGUGGCACAAGCAGUGCUUCAACUGCGCCGAGUGCCACAGGCCCCUCGACUCGAUGCUGGCCUGCGACGGCCCCGACAAGGAGAUACACUGUCGCGCUUGCUACGGCAAACUCUUCGGGCCCAAGGGUUUCGGCUUCGGGCACACCCCCACUCUCAUCUCCACCGACGUGGAACACGCGUCCUCGUAUUCCGACUCAAAGCCGGACGUGGGACAAAAGUGCGAGGAGGGCCAGGGCUGCGCCCGUUGCGGCUACCCGGUCUACAUGGCCGAGCAAAUGAUCUCGAAGAACCGGAUCUGGCACCGGAGGUGCUUCAGUUGCGGCAACUGCCAUCGCUCCCUCGACUCGACGAACCUCAACGACGGCCCGGACGGCGACAUCUACUGCCGCGGUUGUUACGGCCGUAAUUUCGGCCCAAGGGGCGUGGGCUUCGGCAUGGGGGCGGGCACCCUCACGAUGGCCUAAUCAACAACGGCGCGAGAGCGCGCGCGUCCCUUUUGUUCUUUGUGUUUUUCAUCAUUUGCUCUAUAAUAUAUA